Molecule: messenger RNA, 2007 nt
Organism: Aspergillus novofumigatus IBT 16806
Lineage: Eukaryota; Fungi; Ascomycota; Eurotiomycetes; Eurotiales; Aspergillaceae
Product: WD repeat protein
Exons: 5
Coding region: 1-2007 (668 amino acids)
Biological process (GO): positive regulation of transcription by RNA polymerase I; positive regulation of rRNA processing
Cellular component (GO): nucleolus
Molecular function (GO): protein binding; RNA binding
Source: RefSeq, a predicted model, not a curated record
AUGUCGGGUUCGACUCUUGCGUCAGGACAUACAAAAAGAUCCAGAACUAGCGAUGCCCUGCGCACCGAGAAGGAUAGAACCAAGCGUCGUCGAUUUUCCAAGGGCGCACUUGAUCUUACUGAAGACGUGCAGCUAGCUGCUAAAGGAAAGGCGACUGAGAAUAACACUCAGAAUGCCACUUCCACACAAGAUACUUCUGCGCAUGCUCGUGAGCAGCAGACGAAAUUCUCCCGCGAAAAUUGGUGUCUCUCAAGUCCAGUCGGUGGGCAGUAUAGCAACCUCGACCCGAUUAUCACUUCGGAUGAAGAGUAUCUUCUUGUCGGGACUGAAACAGCAAUUCAUGUUCAUUCGAUUGGGACCUCUUACCGGUCCCGUACGUUACAGUUAAAGGAUGGUCAAAAAGUCGUUGGUUACAAUAUCUGCUCCGAAAAUCCGCAACAUCUUUAUAUCAUCACUUCAACUGGUUGUGUGAGCAAGUGGAAUUGGCUUUCUGGAGAUCAAAUCGCUUCUUGGGAUUUGGCUCGAGAAACACUCCUCGCUGAAUUAUGCCCCUCUGAGGUCGGGAAAUUAAGGUAUGAGCUUCUCUUUUCUUUGCGAGGGCGCAAGGAUGGAAAGAGACAACUUACAGUCACCUUAUUCAAUGGUGAAACACCACGCGACAUUGUUGUCUUUGAAACGACCCAACGAAUAGACCAUUUCAGGGUUUUCAGACAGGGACAAGCGAUAGUCGCAUGGGCUGGUCAGCGCCUUCUGCUUGGCACCAGGGAAUUUUACACGCCAGACCCGUCAACUAUGCAGUACGCCUGGAGGGAGGUCGUCCUGCCUGUCCGUGUCACUUGCAUUGAUGUCCGAGAGAGCAGAGCACGAAAUCGAACAAUACCCCAGGGCUCACAGGACAAUAACCUAGAUACCAUGGACCUUGGUCUGGUUCCUCGACGGCUACAUUGGCAUAGAGGUCCCGUCAAUGCAGUCCGUUGGUCAAAGGAUGCUUACAUCGUGAAGCUUGCUGACAACUCUAUCAUGGUGCUGUCAGCGACAGAGCUGCAACCUUAUGUUACUAUCACUGGCCUGCAACUUUGCCCCAAAGUCAACAAGCCUGCCGAUGCAGCUCUGCCAGAGUCGCGUAUCUCAUUUCAACCUCCUGCAGCUGUAUUGCACCCACAAUUCCAUGAUCGGCUUCUAGUGGCGGUACCAGCUUCGCGUCAUGCCGCACGGGAUUAUCAUUCUACUACGAGUUCGUGCGUGCUACAGACAUACGAUAUCCGCACCAACUGUCAAAUUUCCAGACAAGCUCUUGCACGGACCAAUGCCACGACUUUGAGGAUCAGUCCAGAGGGGACCGAAAUUGUUGCCCCGGACGUCCGUCAACUUGACAUAUGUCAGGAUGGGAAGUGGAUGGCGACGAUCGAUGACUGGAUACCGCGCCCUGAAGAUAUCAAGGCUCUUGAACCGAAUAGUACUUCGACAGGCAGCCAUACGCUUUACCGGGAAACAUACCUCAAGUUUUGGAGAUGGGACGAAGUGUCCAAUAUGUGGGAGUUAGCCACACGUAUCAACAGCCCUCACUCCUUCGACAGCGUUUCGGUGCCUAUUCUGGAUCUCGCGUCCAGACCAUACAGUCAUGAAUUUGCGACGGUGGGCUGUGAUGCCGUGCUCCGCCUCUGGUGCGCGAGUAACAGGCCGCGCCUGGGGUUGGCAACGAAACAUCCAGAACACCAAUAUCAGACCUGGAAAUGUCGAGGUACUAUCGACCUAAAAGGCGAAUUUAUUGGUGGCGGAACUGAGCCUGCAAAUGCAGCCUGUAUGGGCUUUUCUGAGGACGGGUCGGUGCUUGCUGUUUGCGUGCAAACCAGGUCCAGUCCGGACUCCGGCCUCGUCAUCCUGCUGGAUAUGCAGAAUUGCAAAAUUCAUCACAUCGCAAACCUGUGCAGUUGCCUCAAAAGUCCCGCGACAUCUGGCUGGAACGAGAAGGACGUGCGGAUCUCAGUUCGAUAUACGAGUUUAUGA